UGUCUGUCUCUCUCUCUCUCUGCUACUCAUCCCAUCUCUCUGAUUAUGAUUUGUGGCAGCAGUGAGGGUGUCACUUUUGUGAAGGAAAAAUAGAAUUGCAAACCGCAUGCGUUGGCAGUCAGGGCUGCACGAAAUCGCAAGCACGUUCGGCGUUGUGACACAGUCCUUUCUCACACAGUGUCGGGGACGGACUGCUGGAAACCCAACCGUAUGAAGAGGACCAUCAGUAAAGUCAUCUGGACUCGAAAUCCAGAAUGAAGGCCCAAGUCUUUUUCGCUCUUUUUGUGAUUUCAGCAAGCAUGAAGGUCCUUCACACAGCCCCUACCUGUGCGCCAGACACGUUCCGGUGCGGAGACGGGAGGUGCAUCGCCGCCUCUGACGUUUGCAACGGACAGGUGGAGUGUGCGGACCUGAGCGAUGAAAGAAACUGCAGCUGCAAGAGAGACGAGUUCAGCUGUGGAGACGGACGCUGUGUCCCCUCCUCCUGGGUCUGUGACGGCGUAGUCGACUGUGGAGACAAAGGGGACGAGAUCAACUGCAAUAACACUGUUCAGACGUGCAGUGGUCAUUUCUUCCACUGUGACCACGUACGUUGCAUCCCUUUCUCUUGGAUCUGUGAUGGAGAUGUGGACUGCAUGGACAAGAGCGACGAGAGACACUGCUGUGAAUGUUGUUACCCCUGA
Messenger RNA from Clupea harengus (Atlantic herring), 683 nucleotides. RefSeq names its product low-density lipoprotein receptor-like. The coding region runs from base 255 to 683 and encodes 142 amino acids. Gene Ontology annotation, cellular component: plasma membrane. The record is from RefSeq and is a predicted model, not a curated record. The transcript is spliced from 5 exons. Gene Ontology annotation, molecular function: protein binding. NCBI's taxonomy places the organism in Eukaryota, Metazoa, Chordata, Actinopteri, Clupeiformes, Clupeidae.